This is a messenger RNA of Oryzias melastigma (Indian medaka), 5459 nucleotides long. RefSeq names its product family with sequence similarity 160 member A2 (gene fhip1b). Gene Ontology annotation, biological process: endosome to lysosome transport; early endosome to late endosome transport; endosome organization. The coding region runs from base 712 to 4131 and encodes 1139 amino acids. The transcript is spliced from 13 exons. Lineage: Eukaryota; Metazoa; Chordata; Actinopteri; Beloniformes; Adrianichthyidae. Gene Ontology annotation, cellular component: FHF complex. The record is from RefSeq and is a predicted model, not a curated record.
AGUACAGUUUGCAGCAAAGUGCGCCGGUACACAGUGUACACUGAAGUGGGUCACGGUGUUUGCCGUCUCAUUUUUUGCUUCUUUAAGCCGCUGCGCACCGCUGUGUGGGAGGAGUCAAAGCAAGAUGGCUGCGGGACAGAGAGGAGUGUUUGAGAAACCAUCGAAUGGGAUGUUUAUCUGACGCUAGCAGGAUGCCCAGCUGUCAGAACGAAGGAGUGGUUCAAUUAUUAUGGUCCUCGGAGCAAUCUAGUCAUUAGCAACGCUAACCCACUAGCAACCAGCUAGCAGGUAGUUAUCCCGACGAAAUCCGCACCUUUUCAAGUCAACAACCGUUAAGUCUCCCGUGGAUAUAUAAGUGUCUCGACAGAGCACAGCGCCCCCUCCUGGCCCACUAUGGAGUGGUGUUGGCUUCAGACUGGAUGACAGGGUCCACAGGGAGGAAAGGGCGGCGCGACAUGUAAACCAGCUGCUCCGACUGACAGUGACAGCUCCUUCUGCACAUCUUCCUCUCCUCUUCUCUAUUUGCAAACAGUUUCUCCUCCUCCUCUUCUCUUACCUUGUUCUCCCUCGUCUCCUCCUCUGCUCCUUAUUGUUUCCUUCCUUCCUCCUUGAUUUUUCUCUAUUGUUCGUCUACUCGUUCAGACUUUAUCUCUCACUUGGUGUUUGAGCUGGUGAAACCUUCCACCAGCCACACGCUGCGCUGGGGUCAGUAUGAGCUGGCUGAGCAGGUUGAACCCCCGUGGCCCUGGGAGCCGGUCUGGUCGGACCGCUGCUCCCCUCAGCCCCUGCACCGCUGACCCGGAAACCUGCCUCAUGGUGUUCAAGAACCACUGGAGACAGGUUUCUUGGGUGUUGGAACAGCGGGAGUCCUCGUCCUCCAGCGACGAUCUGACAGCAGUGAGGAACAACACAGACCAGAUGUUAUGUCUGCUGGCGGAGGAGCGGCCUGCUGAGAGCGCAGAGGGAGGCUCCGGCGUGGCCUCCAUGGGCCCCAUACUGGAGCUGGUGAUCACAGAGAAUAUUCUGGAGCGACUGGUGCAGUGGCACCUCUGUCGAGGAUUGGACCCCGACAGCCAGGGGGCUUUGCUGAAGCUGUUUGAAAUGCUCAUCGGUCAAUCCCAGCAGCCUUUGCUGCAGCACACCGCCGUCCUCCACCCCCUGCUGAGGCUGCUGGGCGCUUGUGCUGACCCAGAACUUGGCUGCCCUCUCGCUCUAGAGAACAGCUUGGUGCUCCUCCUCAACCAGGUCUGUGUGUCGAUGGCUCGACAGCCAGUGAUCUUAGAACUCCUCUUCCGGGCUUCACCUGCCCAGCAGGGCUCCACCAACCUGCUCAUCUUCUCCCUCCUCGUCCCCUUCAUCCACCGGGACGGGGCCAUCGGGCAGCAGGCCCGAGACGCGCUGCUGCUGGUGAUGGCGGCCUCAGCCAGCCACGAAGCUGCGGCGCGUUACAUCGCUGAGAACUCUUACUUCUGCCCGGUGUUGGCCACGGGCCUCAGCGCCCUCUACUCCUCUCUGCCCAGAAAGAUUGAAGUUCGCGGGGACGACUGGCACGCCCUGCGGCGAGAGGACUGGAUGGGUGUGUCUUCACUCGUGCUCUUUAUGAACUCUCUUGAGUUCUGCAACGCCGUGGUGCAGGUCGCACAUCCGACAGUCAGUUCCCAGCUUCUGGACUACCUCCACAAUGGCUUCCUCGUACCAGUCAUGGGCCCCGCCCUCCAUAAGUCAUCUGUGGACGAGAUGAUCGCCAGCACCGCCUACCUAGAUCUGUUCCUGCGCAGCAUCACGGAAACCUCCCUCCUGAAAACCUUCCUUCGCUUUAUCCUGCUGCAUCGCCACGACAAUGACACCAUCCUGGACACCCUGCUCACGCGCAUAAGCAGCAACUCCAGGCUCUGCAUGGUGUCCUUGAGUCUCUUCAGGACUCUUCUGUCCUUGAACUGUGAAGAUGUCAUGCUGCAGCUGGUUUUCAGGUAUUUGCUGCCCUGUACACAUGUAAUGUUGAGUCAGCGUCGGGCCAUUAGAGAGACGGACAUGUAUGGAAAGUGCGCAGACAAGUUUCUGUCGCUGAUCCCCGAGUGCUGCCGACAGUAUGCAUCCGCCGCUAGUGAGCGGGAAGAAGAUAAUCCAUUCUGGAGCAAAGUACUCAACAGUCCUGGCACAGAAACUCCGGCUCCCCCCCGACCCAGCACGCCGUCCCGCUUGUCUCUAUUCAUGCGCCAGCAUGCAGGUGGAGGCGGAUCAGGAGGGGGGAACCCCUCCACCUCCACCAGCAUGGAGUCUCUGCAGUCCGGUCCAUCCGGCUCCCAUCCUCUGUCCCCCGACAGUCCGAUGCAUCAGCACGGCCACACAGACUGUCUCGAUUGGGACGCAGGGUUCCUGGAGUACCUGAAGGACGCCCGGCGAGGCAUCGAGGUUUGCUCCUGGGCCUGCCGGGGUUGGUCCGCCCCCUAUGAUGGAGAAAACCCCUCCCCGAACACAGCCCCACCACCUCCACCUCCUCCUACCUCCAACCCCUCCAUGGCCAUGUUUCCCGAGCACUUCUCUUUCCACCAGGGGGUGAGCAGCAGCACUCCUCCGGGCCAGCAGAGGGCAGCCAUCGUGGCGGCGGCACGGUCUGAGUGGAGCAGCUCAGACAGGGACAGCGGGGAGUGGGAUGUUACGAUUGGUCAAAAUAACUGCAUCAGCCUCACGCCGCGCUCUAAGAAGCGCAGCCUGCAGAGAGAGGAGCUCCUUCCCAAACCUGUGCCUCCUCUCAUCCCCUCCUCUUCCACCUCCACCCCUUUAUCAGCGUCACACUCCAUGUCAUCUCCAGCCGCUCACAUUCCUACCUCUGCCAUCACUGUGAACUACCAGGCCAUGUUUAACGGAACGGUCAGGCAGGGAGAUGAGUGCUCGGACAGUCACGAUCGGGGGCUGGAAGUGAAAAAAGUUAAGAGAGAUUUAGGAGAGCCGCAGUAUUUGGAUGAAAAUGCCAAUCAGAACGGAUCUAUGGUGUCCUGCCCCUCCCUCCCCAAAUCCAUUUUCAGUAACCGUGAUGUCGGCGAUGCUAAAUCUCUUCACUUCAACCAGACUUCCUCCCAGUGCUCCACGUCCAAGACGGCACCUGACGUCUCUAAUCCACACAGCACAUGUUCAGAUCCACCCGAAAGCAACCCGUCACAGCAAUCUGUGGAGAGCCUCAUAGAGGAGCUGCUGGAGCAGGCACCUGGAGAUCCACAGGUGUCUGCCGAUGCAAACGGUCAGGGCAUCAGCAUCGAGGCGUUCACGCUGGAGCUGAGGGAGCUGGAAGACCGGGUGAAGGAGCGAAACCGGUCUGCCUGCAAACAGGAGCCGGGCGCUGCAGAGACUCUGCCUGCUGAGCAGCAAGAGGAGGAGCAACUCCCCACAGCCCUGGAGGCCAAAGGAGACGCCUCUGUAGUGGGAGCGCCAAGUCCAGCACGACCAAUCAACCAGCCUACCUCCCAACCAUAUACAGGUCCAUUCAUAGUGGUUCUGUUCGCCAAGCUAGAGAACAUGCUCCAGAAUUCACUCUACGUCAACAUCCUUCUCACUGGCAUCGUCGCUCAGCUGGCUUGUUAUCCUCAGCCCCUCCUACGCUCCUUCCUGCUGAACACCAAUAUGGUCUUCCAGCCCAGUGUCAAGUCACUGAUCCAGGUUUUAGGCUCUGUAAAGAACCGCAUUGAGGCGUUUGCAGCCUCUCACGAGGACUUCCCCGUCAUGCUGAGGAAAGCCCAGCAGUACCUGGUUGCUCGAGGCAAACUGGACUGGACCGACUUGCCUGCAGCAGUUCCCACCCUGCGGCGCACCGAGUCUCUAGUGAAAAGUCGGAAACCGUCUCUUGGAGACCUGAUCCUCCGCCACACCAACAGCCCCACCCGGGCGCGAAACGCCGCGCAGGUCGCACUCGCACAUGUACGGGACGGAGGCCAAUCAUUGCACAGUGCUCUGUUCCGUGGGGGCGGCAGCAGCGGCGGCGCAUCCGGGCUGGAGAAGCAAGCCGAGGCGCUGCGGGUGAAGAACGCCGUCUACUGCACCGUCAUCUUCUGUGAGUUCCUAAAGGAGCUGGCCGCCCUGGCUCAAGAGCACGCCGUGACUCUGCCGUUCCCUCAGAGCAAGGAGGCAGAGGAAUAGAUCAAUAGGCUCCUCCCCUUCUGCUUCAUCACUUUAUUUUGAAAGGAAAAGGCCACAUAAAAACCUUUGUGUCUGAUGAAACAACAGGAAAAGAUUUUCUACCUAAACUACACAAAGAAGACUAAAAAAAAUCCUGUCAUCGGUAAAGUUAAGAAAUUGUGCACAUGUUGUAAUAUAUCUCCAUUUCUAUACACACAAAUCUCACUAAACGCAGGUUUUUGGGGGGCGUGUGUAUAUACUGGAUGUAAAGGCACAGUUAAAAAAAAUAGGUUCCUAUAUUGGUGCUAGUUGAUAAUCCUUUUAUUGAAUUUAUUUUUUUGUGGCACAGACGGACAGGUCUUGUUCUCAACAAAAACUAGUGUUUGUGAAGAAAGACAUUUGAAGUGAAAGAGCUGCACUUUGCUCAACAAGAGAAGAAAGCGCACAGGACACAUGGAGCUGUCCUCAGAAAACCCCCAAGUUCAUUUCAUUCUGGGAAAAAUGUUUUAAGAAAUGCACUGCUGAGAUGAAAGAGGAGAAAAACGGGAAAACCGAGGAGUGGGAGAGAGCCACUUCCUGUCCUGUGAAUCAGAACUACACCUGUACUGGAAAACUCUGUGUGAAUAAUGCCAUUUUUUCUGUUUUUGAUGUUCGUCUCUUAAAUUUGCACCAUGUUAUUGACAUAUCAGUUGCACAUGGGAGAAGGCACGCAUGUUAAUAUGUAUGUGAGUUAGUUAGUUUAUUUUUUUGUUUGAAUGACUUGUUUUUUUGUUUUUUCCCCCCAAAGGGUGACGCACAUCAAAGAGGAAAUGAAUAAGCUCAUACAUGGUUGCCAUAAAGAGAAGCUGGUGGUGGAGCUGUAGUUAGUCCAUUGCACUCAUGAGUGAAGACCAAGUCGUCUAGAGUCACACAGUCUCAGCAGCUGCGCAUUUGGGAUGUGUUACCGUAUUUUCCACACUAUAAGGCGCACUGGUUUAUAAUUGCAUUGUCAAUGAAUGGUCUUUUUUUUUAAGAACUUGUCAUAUCUAAGGUGCACUGCACUGUUAUGCCCAUUAAUUGAGACAAAAGAGUCAGACUUCAUUAACUGCAUUCACUGUAAUUCUAGAGCAUGUUACACAUUAGCUAUGUUAGAAGCGUUAGCCACGUUGGCAUAUUAAUAAAUAUAAUACUUGUAGCUCUCAACCUUUUGCAACAUGUAAAAAUACAGAGUGAUAUUGCAAAAAAUCAAACGCUUCUGUGACUAUGCUAACUUCCAACCUUGUUUGGAACAUGUAACAAACAGACAGAUACCCCUAAAACAAAUCGUUAUUGUGACUAUGCUAACUUCCAAUCUUUUGGUAACACGUAAA